GCUCGGCGGGGCCGCACGUGUGCGCCCUCCCGGGCGGGGGAGUCCCCGGGCGAGCACGUGCCGCGGUGCGCGGGGGGCGGGGAGUCCCGCGGACGCCUUCAUUGCUGCUGCUGCUGCCGCCGCGGCCGCCGCUGCCUCUUCCUUCCUCCUGCGCCGUCCCCUCCUCGGCCCGGGCGGGGGGCUCCGCGCGCCGAGCUCGGUCGGGCCGGGCGCUCCGGGAGGCGGGCGCCCCAGGCGGCGGCGGCGGCGGCCGCGACGGUGGUGGCGGCGGCGGCGCGGGCCGGGAAACUUUGCCCCUUUGUGCGCUCCGCCCCGGAGGCGGCGGGCAGGCAGCACUGCCUUCUCCAGCGUCCAGACCCUGGAGGAAAAAUACCAGGAGAAACUGCUCACUCAGCUCUGCCCCCACCACACCCCUACCUGCUCAACUCAUGCCUGGGUCCAGGGUGGGUGAGGGUGAAGAACCCACCGGGCCAAGAUGAUCCCUUUUCUGAGGGCUGCUGCUGGUGUCCUCCCCCAGAUCCUGGGCCCCAGCAGGUGGGAGAGUGGCCCCCUACGGAGUCCGAUCAGACUGCUGCAGAGGAGGUGAAGAGGGGUUGAGAAGAGGCAUCCAUACACGAGACUGAAGCCACUUGCCUUCACCCUUGUAGACUCUUGACUGUUCUAGGCGAGAAGGACCUGUUGGUGGCCUUUGGAGGUGGCAGGAAACGACUGUGGUUCUGCCCCAGCACCUAUGCCCCCACCUCUGGCAGCAUCAUGAGCCAGUUUCAGGUGCCCCUGGCCGUCCAGCCGGACCUGCCAGGCCUUUAUGACUUCCCUCAGGGCCAGGUGAUGGUAGGGGGCUUCCCGGGGUCUGGGCUCUCCAUGGCUGGGAGUGAGUCCCAACUCCGAGGGGGUGGAGAUGGUCGAAAGAAACGGAAACGGUGUGGUACUUGUGAGCCCUGCCGGCGGCUGGAAAACUGUGGCGCUUGCACUAGCUGUACCAACCGCCGCACGCACCAGAUCUGCAAACUGCGAAAAUGUGAGGUGCUGAAGAAAAAAGUAGGGCUUCUCAAGGAGGUGGAAAUAAAGGCUGGUGAAGGAGCCGGGCCGUGGGGACAAGGAGCGGCUGUCAAGACAGGCUCAGAGCUCAGCCCAGUUGAUGGACCUGUUCCAGGUCAGAUGGACUCAGGGCCAGUGUACCAUGGGGACUCACGGCAGCUAAGCGCCUCAGGGGUGCCGGUCAAUGGUGCUAGAGAGCCCGCUGGACCCAGUCUGCUGGGGACUGGGGGUCCUUGGCGGGUAGACCAAAAGCCCGACUGGGAGGCUGCCCCAGGCCCAGCUCAUACUGCUCGCCUGGAAGAUGCCCACGAUCUGGUGGCCUUUUCGGCUGUGGCCGAAGCUGUGUCCUCUUAUGGGGCCCUUAGCACCCGGCUCUAUGAAACCUUCAACCGUGAGAUGAGUCGUGAGGCUGGGAACAACAGCAGGGGACCCCGGCCAGGGCCUGAGGGCUGCUCUGCUGGCAGCGAAGACCUUGACACACUGCAGACGGCCCUGGCCCUCGCGCGGCAUGGUAUGAAACCACCCAACUGCAACUGCGAUGGCCCAGAAUGCCCUGACUACCUCGAGUGGCUGGAGGGGAAGAUCAAGUCUGUGGUCAUGGAAGGAGGGGAGGAGCGGCCCAGGCUCCCAGGGCCUCUGCCUCCUGGUGAGGCCGGCCUCCCAGCACCAAGCACCAGGCCACUCCUCAGCUCAGAGGUGCCCCAGAUCUCUCCCCAAGAGGGCCUGCCCCUGUCCCAGAGUGCCCUGAGCAUUGCCAAGGAAAAAAACAUCAGCUUGCAGACCGCCAUUGCCAUUGAGGCCCUCACACAGCUCUCCUCCGCCCUCCCACAGCCUUCUCAUUCCACCCCCCAGGCUUCUUGCCCCCUUCCUGAGGCCUUGUCACCUCCUGCCCCUUUGAGAUCUCCCCAGUCUUACCUCCGGGCUCCUUCAUGGCCUGUGGUUCCUCCUGAAGAGCACUCAUCUUUUGCUCCUGAUAGCUCUGCCUUCCCUCCAGCAACUCCUAGAACUGAGUUCCCUGAAGCCUGGGGCACUGACACCCCUCCAGCAACGCCCCGGAGCUCCUGGCCCAUGCCUCGCCCAAGCCCCGAUCCCAUGGCUGAACUGGAGCAGUUGUUGGGCAGCGCCAGUGAUUACAUCCAGUCAGUAUUCAAGCGGCCCGAGGCCCUGCCUACCAAGCCCAAGGUCAAGGUGGAGGCACGCUCUUCCUCCCCGGCCCCGGCCCCGGCCCCAUCCCCUGUACUUCAGAGGGAGGCUCCCACGCCAUCCUCGGAGCCCGACACCCACCAGAAGGCCCAGACCGCCCUGCAGCAGCACCUCCACCACAAGCGCAGCCUCUUCCUAGAACAGGUUCACGACACCUCCUUCCCUGCUCCUUCGGAGCCUUCUGCUCCUGGCUGGUGGCCCCCACCAAGUUCACCUGCCACACGGCUUCCAGACAGACCACCCAAGGAGAAGAAGAAGAAGCUCCCAACACCAGCUGGAGGUCCCGUGGGAGCGGAGAAAGCUGCCCCUGGGAUCAAGCCCAGUGUCCGAAAGCCCAUUCAGAUCAAGAAGUCCAGGCCCCGGGAAGCACAGCCCCUCUUCCCACCUGUCCGACAGAUUGUCCUGGAAGGGCUUAGGUCCCCAGCCUCCCAGGAAGUGCAGGCUCAUCCACCGGCCCCUCUGCCUGCCUCACAGGGCUCUGCUGUGCCCCUGCCCCCAGAACCUUCUCUUGCGCUAUUUGCACCUAGUCCCUCCAGGGACAGCCUGCUGCCCCCUACUCAGGAAAUGAGGUCCCCCAGCCCCAUGACAACCUUGCAGCCAGGCUCCACUGGCCCUCUUCCCCCUGCCGAUGACAAGCUGGAAGAGCUCAUCCGGCAGUUUGAGGCUGAAUUUGGAGAUAGCUUUGGGCUUCCCGGCCCCCCUUCUGUGCCCAUUCAGGACCCCGAGAACCAGCAAACAUGUCUCCCAGCCCCUGAGAGCCCCUUUGCUACCCGUUCCCCCAAGCAAAUCAAGAUUGAGUCUUCGGGGGCUGUGACUGUGCUCUCAACCACCUGCUUCCAUUCAGAGGAGGGAGGACAGGAGGCCACACCCACCAAGGCUGAGAACCCACUCACACCCACCCUCAGUGGCUUCUUGGAGUCACCUCUUAAGUACCUGGACACACCCACCAAGAGUCUGCUGGACACACCUGCCAAGAGAGCCCAGGCCGAGUUCCCCACCUGCGAUUGCGUCGAACAAAUAGUGGAGAAAGAUGAAGGUCCAUAUUAUACUCACCUGGGAUCUGGCCCCACGGUCGCCUCCAUCCGGGAACUCAUGGAGGAGCGGUAUGGAGAGAAGGGGAAAGCCAUCCGGAUCGAGAAGGUCAUCUACACGGGGAAGGAGGGAAAGAGCUCCCGCGGUUGCCCCAUUGCAAAGUGGGUGAUCCGCAGGCACACGCUGGAGGAGAAGCUACUCUGCCUGGUGCGGCACCGGGCAGGCCACCACUGCCAGAACGCUGUGAUCGUCAUCCUCAUCCUGGCCUGGGAGGGCAUUCCCCGUAGCCUCGGAGACACCCUCUACCAGGAGCUCACCGACACCCUCCGGAAGUAUGGGAACCCCACCAGCCGGAGAUGCGGCCUCAACGAUGACCGGACCUGCGCUUGCCAAGGCAAAGACCCCAACACCUGUGGUGCCUCCUUCUCCUUUGGUUGUUCCUGGAGCAUGUACUUCAACGGCUGCAAGUAUGCUCGGAGCAAGACACCUCGCAAGUUCCGCCUCGCAGGGGACAAUCCCAAAGAGGAAGAAGUGCUCCGGAAGAGUUUCCAGGACCUGGCCACCGAAGUCGCUCCCCUGUACAAGCGACUGGCCCCUCAGGCCUAUCAGAACCAGGUGACCAACGAGGAAAUAGCGAUUGACUGCCGUCUGGGGCUGAAGGAAGGACGGCCCUUCGCAGGGGUCACAGCCUGCAUGGACUUCUGUGCCCACGCCCACAAGGACCAGCAUAACCUCUACAAUGGGUGCACCGUGGUCUGCACCCUGACCAAGGAAGACAAUCGCUGCGUGGGCAAGAUUCCCGAGGAUGAGCAGCUGCAUGUUCUCCCCCUGUACAAGAUGGCCAACACGGAUGAGUUUGGUAGCGAGGAGAACCAGAAUGCAAAGGUGGGCAGCGGAGCCAUCCAGGUGCUCACCGCCUUCCCCCGCGAGGUCCGACGCCUGCCUGAGCCUGCCAAGUCCUGCCGCCAGCGGCAGCUGGAAGCCAGAAAGGCAGCAGCCGAGAAGAAGAAGAUUCAGAAGGAGAAGCUGAGCACUCCGGAGAAGAUCAAGCAGGAGGCCCUGGAGCUGGCGGGCAUUACGUCGGACCCAGGCCUGUCUCUGAAGGGUGGAUUGUCCCAGCAAGGCCUGAAGCCCUCCCUCAAGGUGGAGCCGCAGAACCACUUCAGCUCCUUCAAGUACAGCGGCAACGCGGUGGUGGAGAGCUACUCGGUGCUGGGCAACUGCCGGCCCUCCGACCCUUACAGCAUGAACAGCGUGUACUCCUACCACUCCUACUAUGCACAGCCCAGCCUGACCUCCGUCAAUGGCUUCCACUCCAAGUACGCUCUCCCGUCUUUUAGCUACUAUGGCUUUCCAUCCAGCAACCCCGUCUUCCCCUCUCAGUUCCUGGGUCCUGGUGCCUGGGGGCACAGUGGCAGCAGUGGCAGUUUUGAGAAGAAGCCAGACCUCCACGCUCUGCACAACAGCCUGAGCCCGGCCUACGGUGGUGCUGAGUUUGCCGAGCUGCCCAGCCAGGCUGUUCCCACAGACGCCCACCACCCCACUCCUCACCACCAGCAGCCUGCAUACCCAGGCCCCAAGGAGUAUCUGCUUCCCAAGGCCCCCCCAAUCCACUCAGUGUCCAGGGACCCCUCCCCCUUUGCCCAGAGCUCCAACUGCUACAACAGAUCCAUCAAGCAAGAGCCAGUAGACCCGCUGACCCAGGCUGAGCCUGUGCCCAGAGACGCUGGCAAGAUGGGCAAGACGCCUCUGUCCGAGGUGUCUCAGAAUGGAGGACCCAGUCACCUUUGGGGACAGUACUCAGGAGGCCCAAGCAUGUCCCCCAAGAGGACUAACGGUGUGGGUGGCAGCUGGGGUGUGUUCUCGUCUGGGGAGAGUCCUGCCAUCGUCCCUGACAAGCUCAGUUCCUUUGGGGCCAGCUGCCUGGCCCCUUCCCACUUCACAGAUGGCCAGUGGGGGCUGUUCCCCGGUGAGGGGCAGCAGGCGGCUUCCCACUCUGGAGGACGGCUGCGAGGCAAACCGUGGAGCCCCUGCAAGUUUGGGAACAGCACCUCUGCCUUGGCUGGGCCCAGCCUGACUGAGAAGCCGUGGGCGCUGGGGGCAGGGGAUUUCAACUCGGCCCUGAAAGGUAGUCCUGGGUUCCAAGACAAGCUGUGGAACCCCAUGAAAGGAGAGGAGGGCAGGAUUCCAGCCGCAGGGGCCAGCCAGCUGGACAGGGCCUGGCAGUCCUUUGGUCUGCCCCUGGGAUCCAGCGAGAAGCUGUUUGGGGCUCUGAAGUCAGAGGAGAAGCUGUGGGACCCCUUCAGCCUGGAGGAGGGGCCGGCUGAGGAGCCCCCCAGCAAGGGAGCAGUGAAGGAGGAGAAGGGCGGUGGUGGUGCGGAGGAGGAAGAGGAGGAGCUGUGGUCGGACAGUGAACACAACUUCCUGGACGAGAACAUCGGCGGCGUGGCCGUGGCCCCAGCCCACGGCUCCAUCCUCAUCGAGUGUGCCCGGCGGGAGCUGCACGCCACCACGCCGCUUAAGAAGCCCAACCGCUGCCACCCCACCCGCAUCUCGCUGGUCUUCUACCAGCACAAGAACCUCAACCAGCCCAACCACGGGCUGGCCCUCUGGGAAGCCAAGAUGAAGCAGCUGGCGGAGAGGGCACGGGCACGGCAGGAGGAGGCUGCCCGGCUGGGCCUGGGCCAGCAGGAGGCCAAGCUCUACGGGAAGAAGCGCAAGUGGGGGGGCACUGUGGUUGCUGAGCCCCAGCAGAAAGAGAAGAAGGGGGUCGUCCCCACCCGGCAGGCACUGGCUGUGCCCACAGACUCGGCGGUCACCGUGUCCUCCUAUGCCUACACGAAGGUCACUGGCCCCUACAGCCGCUGGAUCUAGGUGCCAGGGAGCCAGCGUACCUCAGCGUCGGGCCUGGCCCGAGCUGUCUCUGUGGUGCUUUUGCCCUCAUACCUGGGGGCGGGUUGGGGGUGCAGAAGUCUUUUUAUCUCUAUAUACAUAUAUAGAUGCGCAUAUCAUAUAUAUGUAUUUAUGGUCCAAACCUCAGAACUGACCCGCCCCUCCCUUACCCCCACUUCCCCAGCACUUUGAAGAAGAAACUACGGCUGUCGGGUGAUUUUUCCGUGAUCUUAAUAUUUAUAUCUCCAAGUUGUCCCCCCCCCUUGUCUGGGGGGUUUUUAUUUUUAUUUUCUCUUUGUUUUUAAAACUCUAUCCUUGUAUAUCACAAUAAUGGAAAGAAAGUUUAUAGUAUCCUUUCACAAAGGAGUAGUUUUAAAUUCCAUUUAAAAUGUGUAUUUAUUGGAUUUUUUAAAAGCGACAAUAGUAAUGGUAAAGGAUGGGCAGGAAAGGCCAGUAGUGCUCCCCCGCCCAGUCUCGCUGGGUCUGGCGAGCCAAGCCCCUCGGGCGCUGGCGAGGUCCUCAGCCAUCUGCCCCUCGAGAGCCAAGCGCGGACGGUAGCCACCCAGUUCAUCCCUCCCGACAUAACACCCCUUCCCUUUGGGGAAGGGAGCCUCAGGACAGCUUCUGUCCUCUCUGAUAGGAUGGCAGAGUCUGCAGAAAACCAUCUGGGGUCCCUUUUCCAGUCCCCGGCUUGGAGUCGAAGGGCAGAUGCACCCCAGGCCAGCCCCACGAGAUGCUGGCAUAGCUUUCCCCAGAAACCAGGUUGGAAGUAGAUGGCUUCAAGCUUGCUAGUCUCCACACUGAAUCCUCUGUCCGUUAUUUAUGGAGUCACACGAUGUCAUGGUUCACUAGGCAGCACCUCACGCUGGAGCUGGAGUGCGAGGUUCUUAGGGGCCGCGCCCACCAUGUUGCCAAGCCAAUGCAUGCUGAGCUGAAGGAAUUUGUCUUAGUGGCAGUUUUUUAAAAAAUGCCCCCAAAGUCUAUGCUGAUACUGAAAAAGGGCUACUGUAUCUUUAAAAACAGGAAGUUGAACCCAAGCUGUGAAAAGCCAGUGGUGCUCUGUGCAUGGUGCUGUGCGGAGCCUGGUGCUGUAGUGUUGUGCUGGGACUUUCUUGACUCUUGGGCAGGUCGCAUCCUACAGGAGCUCAGCAGACCAGUGUAACAACAGUUAAUGCAUCUAUCCUGAUCCCUGAAUUUCCACAUUGGACAAUGGUGCAUGCCUCACACCUGAGCCUGCUUCCUCCAUGCUAUCAUUGGGUUCGGGGGCCUACACUUAACAAUUUUAAAGUGCAAGAGUCAAACAUUUUCAACAGGUUGCUAUAAUUUUCCUCCCUAAUUGGUGCCAUUUCUCCAUUUGAUCAUUUUCUUUUUUUCCUUUCUCCCCUCUUCAUCCACUUUAAUAUAGCUGUUCUGAAAUUCUGGUGCAUUCAUUCGGUUCUUUGAAAUGAGAAUGUGGUGCUUAAUUUUUGUGACGUUGUUGAGAGAGGUUGGGCCUGAUGGGAGCGACACUCAUUAUCACCAAGUCAAACUUUGUUGGAGUGUUGGUUUUUCUUGUGAUAUUAGCAGAAAUGAUCUCAUGCUAGCCAUGUGGAUGUGUGUGUGGUGAAUGGGGGGCUUCAUCAGGACACACAGAGGGGAAUGUGGCCACACAGUGGAUGACCACCAAGCCCUGAGAUGAACAGGUAUUUACUGAGCAGUUGUAUUCAGAUAUGGGUCUUCAUGAAUCAUGUUUAACAAUCAGAUGACCGCUAUAGGCAAGUUCCUGAGCUUCCGGGUGCCUUGAGUAAGAGCUGAGAACCGGCCCGCUGGGUGUUUACUGUAUCUGUUUGGAAGCACUGGCGGAGGGUCGUUGUAAGAUGUCCUGAGCAUUUAUGUGGUCUGGUUUUAACUGUAAAUAGUGAAAGAUUUUUUUAAGCACUUUUGCCUAGAUUUAAACAGCAACUUGAAAAAAAAAGUAUGUUUUAACAUGUAAUUGUGGGAGAAAUUGUAAAUAGUAGCUGAAUAUUUAAUGUGCUUUGUCUAUCCUCCACUUUUACCAUAUUCUGUAAAGUUGCAUUUAUUUUACAGGACAAAAAAAUGAAAUAUUAUUGCUUUUGAAAUAAAUACCCAAGAGCUUAUCAGGACUUAGAAUUAUUCAGAACUCAGAUUUAUAGGAAACCUCUGACCUUCAGUUUGACAAGCUAAAGGAAGCAGAGUCUUUAAUGAGCAUGCUAAUUUUCUAGUUUUGAGGAAAAAUUGGGUCCUUUAAAUGCUAUUUUGCUUAUCGCAUCAGUACUUUUAUGCAGGUCUCAUUUGACUCCGUGCUUAGGUAGAUGCGGGGGUGCCUUGAAAACUUCAUUUUAAAUGAUCUUAAGCAAGAAAUACAAUAUUUUACGAAACAUUUGGAGAAUGUGACCGUCUGUAUGACCCGUGGAAGCCCCAGGUUGGCUGUUGGUUUGGAAGGUCCCGAGUGUAACCCAGGUGAUUCUGAUACUUGGCAUGUGUGAAUCUUCCUGAUGUAUGUUAAAUAAACUCUUCCCCUCAUCACCCUUUGGUAGGAAAGCCAUUAGAUGAAAGGAGAAACCAAUACAAGCUAAAAGCAUGCAACGUCUGUCCCCCAGCCCAAACAGCCUUGGUUCAUCAGUUUCUGCAGUAGGAAAUAGGCUGCUGAGAGGUGAGUCAAGAGGCAGUCUCCAUUGGAUGUCCCCACUCCCCUCAGAAUGGCGUUUCCAGAGUUAGGCGGUGUGGUUGCCGUGCUCAAGCCCAUGCUGAUUUGUACACUACAUGUCUAACCUACCUCAAAUCUCAGUCAUUAAAAUUAGCAUGCUUUAGACAUAUAUUUAAAAAGUAACUAUGCACAGCUCUUUAUCCCCCCCUUGCUGCUGAAGGUUUCUUAAAGAGAAAAAUCAAAUUUUUAUUUUUUACUGGCACUAUCAUUUUUUAAGUCCUAAAGAUGAUUAACAGACAUUUUUAUCAUGAGAAGAAAAAUAAAGCCAUUGCAACUAAAGAACCUAACAGCAUGACCAAGUUCGAAGAGUCAUA
Molecule: messenger RNA, 9186 nt
Organism: Gorilla gorilla gorilla (western lowland gorilla)
Lineage: Eukaryota; Metazoa; Chordata; Mammalia; Primates; Hominidae
Gene: TET3
Product: tet methylcytosine dioxygenase 3
Exons: 12
Coding region: 754-6147 (1797 amino acids)
Biological process (GO): positive regulation of transcription by RNA polymerase II; chromosomal 5-methylcytosine DNA demethylation, oxidation pathway
Cellular component (GO): nucleus
Molecular function (GO): DNA binding; zinc ion binding; DNA 5-methylcytosine dioxygenase activity
Source: RefSeq, a predicted model, not a curated record